Grosmannia clavigera kw1407 is the source of this 1092-nucleotide messenger RNA. RefSeq names its product actin-related protein. The transcript is spliced from 3 exons. Gene Ontology annotation, cellular component: Arp2/3 protein complex; actin cytoskeleton. The record is from RefSeq and is a predicted model, not a curated record. Gene Ontology annotation, molecular function: actin filament binding. Lineage: Eukaryota; Fungi; Ascomycota; Sordariomycetes; Ophiostomatales; Ophiostomataceae. Bases 1 to 1092 code for a protein of 363 amino acids. Gene Ontology annotation, biological process: Arp2/3 complex-mediated actin nucleation.
AUGGCACCGCCGGAGAUCCACCAGCUCUUCCACAACCCGAUUGCGGACCACUCCUUCUCGGCCGACCGCAAGCUGCUGGCCGUGGCCCGCGAGUCAACCGUGGAGCUGUACGGCCGUGUGGGCAGUGCGUUCAAGCUCAAGGACGAGCUCAAGGGACACGACAAGACGGUGACGGGCGUGGACAUUGCGCCCAACACGGGGCGAAUCGUGACGUGUUCUCAGGACCGCAACGCGAUCGUGUGGGAGCCGUCGCCGUCGGGGUACAAGCCGACGUUGGUGCUGCUGCGGAUCAACCGGGCGGCGACGUUUGUGCGGUGGUCACCGUCGGAGGCCAAGUUUGCCGUCGGCUCGGGCGAUCGGGUGAUUGCGGUAUGCUACUUUGAGGAGGAAAACGAUUGGUGGGUGUCGAAGCACCUGAAGAAGCCGAUCCGCAGCACCAUCACCACCGUGGGCUGGCACCCCAACUCGGUCCUGCUGGCCGCUGGCAGCACCGACGCCCGCGCCCGCGUCUUCUCCAGCUUCAUCAAGGGCGUCGACAGCCGGCCGGAACCGAGUGCUUGGGGCGAACGACUGCCCUUCAACACCGUCUGCGGCGAGUUUCUCAACAACUCGGCCGGCUGGGUCCAUGCCGUCGCCUUCUCGCCCAGCGGCGACGCCCUCGCCUUUGCCACCCACGACAGCAGCAUCACCGUCGUCUACCCCAGCGCCCCCGACCAACCGCCGCGUGCCGUCAUCAGCAUCCCUACCCAGCUGCUGCCCUUUGCUAGUCUGCUCUGGAAUGGCGAGGCCGAGAUCAUCGCCGCCGGUUACGACUGCGAGGCUUUCCGCUUCCGCGGCGACGUCGCUGGUUGGGCCCUCAGUGGCACCCUCGAGGCUAAGACUCACGCUCCCGGUGCCGCUGAUCGCGAGGAAUCUGCCCUCAACAUGUUCCGCCAGAUGGACCUCAUGGGCAAGGCCAAGAACGACGCCCAGCUCAAGACCGUCCACCAGAACACCAUCACCACCAUCCGCCCCUACGAGUCGUCUGGUGAUGCCGUCUCCAAGUUUUCUUCGAGCGGUGUCGACGGCCGCGUCGUUAUCUGGCACACGUAG